Papaver somniferum (opium poppy) is the source of this 354-nucleotide messenger RNA. RefSeq names its product heat shock 22 kDa protein, mitochondrial-like. The record is from RefSeq and is a predicted model, not a curated record. Gene Ontology annotation, biological process: response to heat. NCBI's taxonomy places the organism in Eukaryota, Viridiplantae, Streptophyta, Magnoliopsida, Ranunculales, Papaveraceae. The transcript has a single exon. The coding region runs from base 1 to 354 and encodes 117 amino acids.
AUGAAUAGGUGGAGUGCUAAAGAGCUGAAAGAAGGUAUUGAGUUGAAGAUCAACUUGCCUGGGUUUGGAAAGGAUGAUAUCAAAGUCACUGUCGAGGGUACCGCUCUUGUUAUCACUAGUCUUCUGGGUAAAGAAGAUGAAGAUGAAAAGCCUGCUGGAGAUGUUGUUAGUGUUGGUCCAGAUGUUAAUGAAGAUGAUAUGAACAAUACUACUGGUGUAAUUUUCGAUCUCGAUCUGGAUUAUGACGACCUCAACUUACAGGAACUGAAAUCUGAGAUGGAGAAUGGUCUUCUUAAGGUCUCUAUUCCUAAGAAGGUUGAGGAGAAGAAUGUCAUCCUUGUAACUGAUGCUUAG